AUGUGGAAGGCGUGGCAGUUGCGCCGAGCAAUCCAUCUACGGCGUCGUCGACCAAGCUCGAAUCUAAGGAGAGAGCCCAAGAUUGGACACCGAGGUUAUGCCAAUAAUGCUCCGGAGUUGAGCUCCAACAAAGGGAGCUUGUUCGAUGGUGAACGCUACUACUCAUUGCGGAAGAGAGAAGGCACCUCUCUCUGCAAUUCAGCCGUCGCUGGAGCUUCAGAGGAAGCCGGAUUUAGUGUGGAGCACGAAAUUGGGGAAAAGUGCGAGGCUGAUGUCCAUUUGGCAGCAAAGUUGGGCCCUGGUAUUGGGAAAUUGAUUGUGUCCAAGUGCUCUUUCAUUUUUGACACUGGAAGGGACACCUUUGAAGGGAAUUGCAGCUUGCGGGAUGUUCUCAAGCUUGGUCUCUGGCUCUCACCGGAGACCCUCCGCAGGUUCUGGCGUGCUUCGCGGCUGAGGCCUGAGGAUUUUCUUGACAUUUUGAUCGGUUUGGGACCAGGUGCAGCAGAAGUUAGGAACGCAAGAUUUCUGUGGAAUUUGUAUAGGUGGGCUUCGUGGCAGAGCAAGGACUUCCGACAUCUUCCAAGGUCGAAUGACAUCAUGGUGUCGAUACUUGCAGAUGCUCAUAUGCUCAGCCAAGCUGAAUCAUUGCUUCUCUUGCUGGAUGACAACAGGGCUCUGACCGAUGUGAGUAGACUGUUCAGUCAGAUUACCCAGAUGUAUUCAGAAGCUGGCCACCUCGACAAAUCAGUGGCACUUUUUGAUCGUGCAAGGUCCAAGUGUUUGAUUCCUUCAGCCUCAUGCUAUCAAGUACUUCUAAAUCGUCUGGUCAGAAGGAGAAAAGAGGAGUUAGUAUUAAAAGUAUAUUUGGACAUGCUUGAAGUUGGAUUAGGCUCUUGCACAGAAGGAGAUAUUCUUGAUUUUGUCAUCAAUGCUUUAGUCAAGGGAGACAAAUUCUUACAGGCUAUUCGUAUAAUUCGGCAGCUAAAGAGCUUGAACAUUGAAAUAAGCAAGGGAUCCUUGUCAACUGUCGCAAAAGAAUUUUGCAAGAAGAAGGAUAUUGGUGAUAUGAUGAAUUUCUUGGAAGAGUGGAGGUAUUUACCUGAGCUGCGUCUUUGCAAUCGGAUGCUUGCGUCUUUGUGCACAAAUCUUGGUACUGACGAGGCAUGCUUUGUCUUGCAAAGAUUAGAGUCCUUAGGAUUUGCCCCAGAUGCUACAACCUUUGGCAUUUUCAUAUGCCAUAGCUGUAGAGAAAUGAAACUCAAAGCUGCAUUCCUCUAUUUAUCUGAGUGCUUUUCUAGACAUAUCGAACCUAAAGUUUGUGCUUAUAAUGCUAUUAUAGGUGGUGUUUUCACAGAGGGAUUGUACAGACAUGCAAAAUAUAUCCUUGAAGACAUGAUUGAAAGAAAAAUAAUGCCAGAACUUAUAACAUACAGGAUACUUCUGGCAGGAUAUUGCAAGUAUAGGCAGUUCGAUGAUAUAGAACAUAUCUUGAGAACUAUGGAGACUAAUGGUGCAAAUGAUCUUCCAUCUGGAAAUUGUGUGCUCUCUAAGGCCUUAUCCUUCCUGGGGCUAGACCACUUAGGAGUGAAGGUCAAGAGAGAUAAUGCCACUGGCUUUCCGAAAGCUGAGUUUUUUGAUUCAGUAGGCAAUGGCCUGUAUUUGGACACUGACUCCCAAAGGCUUGAGAUUUCAUUGGUACAGAUUCUUGAUAAUGCUCUUUACCUAGAUAUUAACUCAAAGAUAGUCAGUGCGUGUCAGCAAGGCAAUGUUGCAAGUGCUCUUCUGCUGAAAAAUGAGGCUUUUCAAUGGGGACAUUACAUUUCACCAGCUAGCUCUUCAGAACUAAUCAAGUCCUUGUGCGCAAGCCCUGCGCAUGUUAUGGAUGUUAUUGACCUUAUGAAGGAAAUGCCAUAUACAUUUGAUAAAUUGGAUGCUCAAACUCUAAAUUUAGUCGUCCAAACACUGAGUAAGAAUGAGAUGUCAGCUCGUGCAAGAUUAGUUUUGGACAGGUUAUUCAAAAGAGGCUUGCCAGUCAAUCAAGAUACAUAUACUUAUUUGCUUUUAGGCUUCUGUACAGAAAGGAACAUCGCAGGGUUUUGGGAGUGUUGGAAUGUUGCAACAAAGUUUAGUUGGUCUCCUGACAAGAAGGAUUUGAUGGCCCUCAUCGGUCACUUGUGCAAAUGGGGAGUAAUGGAGGAAGCCUUGCAGCUUAUAAGCGCGCUGCUCGACUGCUAUCCAAAUUUGUUUUUUAGUGCAUAUUGUGCACUUCUCAAAGAGUUAUGCAGAACAGGUUACACUAAUGUUGGAUGUGCGAUGCUGGAGGCCCUCCUAGAAAAGGGUGUGGAUGUGGGCCAUUCACUGAUUCUUAAUGUGGCAGAGGGCUUCCUAAAGGAGCAGAAGACUGUCGAAUCGAUUGGACUGUAUGACAUCUGCCUUCACAGAAACAUUGUAUCAGCUGUGUUUACCCACCAAUUUGCAUUCUCUUCACUAGCAUGGUUUGAUGCAGAACGAUGCAAGGACUUGGUACAGUCUAUGCUGAAAACAGAAUGUUCUGAUGUCCCAGCUUGCAGCUGCAUUGUGAACGAAUUACUGCAUACAGGAAAAGUAAGCCAGGCAAUAUCAGUUGUUGAAGCAUCCACUUUAGGGAAGAAAUCAAGUGACAAAUUGCUAAAUUCCAUCCUUCAGUCAUAUUGUUGUCUAAACAAUUGGAGAAAAGUAGAUGCAGUUCUUUGUAUCAUGCUAAAGAUACAUGCUAGCAUUUCUAUUUCUAGCUACCGCCUUCUUGUCCGCAGAAUGUGUGAGCAGAGUCACUUUUCUAGGGCAUUAUGCCUUAAGGAGCUGAUCCAAGACAGUGACAAGUCAAGAGAUCUGAUUUUACACAACAUUCUGUUAUUCUGUCUUUUGAAAAGAAGAAACAUUUUGCAGGUUCAUGAUUUGUUGAAGGAUAUGAAAGAUAACGGUAUUUCUCCAGACAAAACAACAUAUGAUUUCCUUGUUUAUGGCUUUCACAAGUCUGGAGAUACCGAUCGUUCAGUUACUAUGCUUGAUGCUGGCAUUGCUCAGGGAUUAACACCAACCAACCGCAGUCUCAGAAUAGUAUUGAGUCACCACUGCAUGUUAGGGAACCUCGAGAAAGCACUGCAGUUAUUUCAUCUGAUUGAGGGCAGUGGAUGGAAGCAUGGUUUAGUCAUUGAAUUGACUCUCAUUUCAGCUCUCCUUUCAUUUGGAAGAAAUUUUGAAGCAAAAUCAUGUCUGAACAACCUGAGCAGAAGUGCACUAACUACAUCUUACAUUAGUUUUGAUGUGCUAAUCAAGGAAUUCUGCAGACAGGGUGACGUGGAAAUGUCUGUUAAUCUGAUAAAUACAAUGUUGAAGCAUGGUAGACUUCCAAGUGAAGCUAGUUACAGCUCUAUCAUAUACAGGCUAUGUAUAUUGAAAGAAUUUGAUCGGGCACUUGAUUUUCUUGCUGAGAUGCAGUUGGAGAACUUAAAACCAAGUGAGAGAUCCUGUGAUGUGCUCAUGCGUGGCCUUUGUUCAAUGGGAAGAACCAGUGAUGCUAAGAAGAUUUUGGAAAUGCUAAGGACCUUUGGGUCUGCAGCAUCCUUUGGCAUGUAUAGAACUGUUUUUGAUAACUACCGUAGGUGUAACAACACACCGGAAGCCGCAGGACUUCUGCAUGACAUGCAGCAAGCAGGACACGUGCCCAACUUUGAGAUGCAGUGGUCUGUGAUAAGCAAUUUGAGCAGUACUGAUAGGAAGACUGAAGGAUAUGAACAACCUAUUUUGUCGAAAAUUAUUUCAUCCAGUCAAUUCCCCAUGAAGGAUAAUAGGAGGAAGUGA
Molecule: messenger RNA, 3840 nt
Organism: Triticum turgidum subsp. durum (durum wheat)
Lineage: Eukaryota; Viridiplantae; Streptophyta; Magnoliopsida; Poales; Poaceae
Source: the annotation of a GenBank genome assembly